Molecule: messenger RNA, 2137 nt
Organism: Centrocercus urophasianus (Greater sage-grouse)
Lineage: Eukaryota; Metazoa; Chordata; Aves; Galliformes; Phasianidae
Gene: SPNS3
Product: sphingolipid transporter 3 (putative)
Exons: 12
Coding region: 462-1985 (507 amino acids)
Biological process (GO): transmembrane transport
Cellular component (GO): membrane
Molecular function (GO): transmembrane transporter activity
Source: RefSeq, a predicted model, not a curated record
GCCACCAGGGCUGCUGCCCAGCUGCCGAGUGUGUGCCUGGACAAGCAGGAUGCUCCACAUGAGUCACGGCCAAGGACUCCCUCGGAAGGCUGGUUUUAGCUCCAGCAACUCACUGAGACCUCGGCAAAGAUUGUUCAUAACUUUUUUUGCUAUGCAGUACCUCUGAGAUCAUCAUCAACUUGUGCGCUUUUAUUUCUUGGAUGCACAGUGGAUUAUUGUGCUUUUGGCUGAGUCGGCUCUUCACUGUCCUCAAGGCAAAGCACUUCAGUAUUUUUGUUCAACAAAAGCACAGGACUAAAACGUUUUAUUUUAUUAAGCUCUCCCUGCUACAAGGAACAUUUCACUUCAGUUUUUAGUGGCUGGGCUCUGUCGCCGGAAAUGACUGUAGUGGCUGCAGUUCCUCAUAGCCUGAGCACAGAACUGCCUUCUAGCUUUGUUGCACCGAGGAAACGCUUCAUAGCAUGCGGUGGCUUUUUGCACUGGGAAGCAUGCAGAACCCAAGUGCACAUGAAAACACGGACUUGCAGCCCAGGGUGCCUCACGAGGAGCAGAAUUAUGGAGCUACUGCAGCACGUGUGAGACGAGGUCCACAAGUGCCAGUGUCAAGGAACAGGCCAGCAAAGAGAGAUUACCUGAUAGUUGGUGUGCUGUGCUACGCAAACCUAAUAAAUUUCAUGGAUUGGUUUAUUGUACCAGGGAUCCUGUUAGAUAUACAGAAAUACUUUGAACUUGGUGACGGGGCUGUAGGCCUACUGCAAACAGUUUUCAUCUUGUGUUACAUGCUGGCUGCUCCCUUCUUUGGAUACCUUGGUGACAGAUACAACAGGAAAGUCAUCCUUGGAGCUGGUAUUUUCUUCUGGUCUGCUGUAACUUUAGGAACUUCAUUCAUCAGUGAAUCACAUUGCUGGAUAUUCUUUCUUUCACGAGGGCUGGUUGGCAUUGGCACAGCCAGUUAUUCCACAGUAGCUCCUACCAUCAUUGCAGAUCGGUUUGAUGAGGGAAAAAGGACCACAAUGUUGUCUGUCUUCUAUAUCUGCAUUCCAGUGGGAAGUGGUCUUGGUUAUGUCCUGGCAUCCAGCAUGGCACAUGUCACAGGGGACUGGCACUGGGCCUUCAGGGUCACUCCUUGCAUGGGAGGUUUAGCUCUGGUUCUUCUGAUUCUGCUGGUCCCUCACAGGAUCCAGAGAAGGACAGAGGCACACAGAGCACUGAGCAUCCAUGGCUCUUUACGAGUAGCAGCCGAAAAACCUGGUGCACAGGGAGCUGCCAAGACUUCCUGGUGUCAAGAUGUCACAUCACUUGGCAAGAAUUGGAGCUUUGUCUGGUCCUCGCUGGGUCUCACUGCCAUGGCCUUCGUCACUGGAGCGCUGGGGCUGUGGGUGCCGAUGUUCCUUUACAGGGCUCAGGUUGCCCUGGGCAUUGUGCAGCAGUGCCUGGAAAAGUCCUGUGACUCAUCUAACAGCCUAAUAUUUGGAGGCAUCACCAUUGGGACGGGAAUCCUGGGUGUCAUUGCUGGGGCAGAAGCUGCAAGAAGACUAAGGAAAACCAGCAGCAGAGCUGAUCCUCUGAUCUGUGCCACAAGCAUGUUUGUUUCUUCUCUGUGCCUCUACAUAGCAAUCAUGGUGGCCCAGAAGAACAUCCUUUCCACUUUUAUUUUUAUUGCAUUUGGAGAAUUGUUUUUAUCUGUCAACUGGGCUGUUGUGACAGACAUACUGUUGUACGUCGUGACACCGCGGCGGCAGUCUACAGCUAUUGCCCUGCAGAUCUUGGCGAGCCACUUGCUGGGAGACGCAGGCAGCCCCUACCUUAUUGGGAUGGUCUCCAAUGCUAUUCAAGCCAAGAAAGAUCAGUCAUUCCAGUGGAGUUUCUGCAGCCUGCAGUACAGCUUCAUCAUCUGUGUUUUUGUUGGUGUCUUUGGAGGAUUUUUUUUCCUCCUGACAUCUUUCUACAUCGAGGAAGAUCGUAAAGAAGCAGAGCAGCUUUGAUGUUCCUAUGUAUCCUUUAAACCUGUAUCUGAUUUUUUUUUCUGAUGUAUGCGAGCCAUGAUACUGACUCUGUAAAGCUAAAAUACAAACUUAUGUACUAUGGUAAUGCUACAAUAGUUUCUAUAAAUAAAAAAAAGCAAAAUCCCUCCAAA